This is a messenger RNA of Aphidius gifuensis, 995 nucleotides long. RefSeq names its product putative gustatory receptor 28b. NCBI's taxonomy places the organism in Eukaryota, Metazoa, Arthropoda, Insecta, Hymenoptera, Braconidae. Gene Ontology annotation, cellular component: axon; membrane; dendrite. Gene Ontology annotation, biological process: sensory perception of taste. The transcript has 5 exons. The record is from RefSeq and is a predicted model, not a curated record. Bases 1 to 921 code for a protein of 306 amino acids.
AUGGCAUUACCAUUGAGUUAUAUAUGCAUACAAUCUGUAGAAGAAAAACAUAAAACAGAAAAUGUUAAUUCAAAAACAGAGCAUAAUUUAAGACUCUAUACAAUAAUUGCUGGUUUAUCAGUUAUGUUUAUAAUCUGGUUUUCAACAGUGCUAAAUCAAGAUGAUGCAAUUAAAUUAUUAUCACAAAUAACAACAACUGAUGCUGGAUUAAAUAUGUACAAUGAUAUUUAUAAACUUGAAUCAUCAUAUUGGCAUAUUAAAUUAAUAUUUAUCAUUAAAUUUAUAAUGUGGAUUGCACUGGCUUUUAUUAAACUUUCAAAAGGACAAGUUCAACCAUUUAUUAUUAAAACAGUUAGAUCAGAAAUUUAUGAUGACAAUGAUUUUGUAUCUGAUAGAUUUUUUGUACUGAGACAAGCUUAUACAAUGUACUCAGAAGUAUGCAAAAAAUUAUCAAAUUAUUAUUCCUUUCCAUUGCUUUUUUCUAUGGGUUGGUUUUCGUGUGAAAUUAUUUACUGCUCUUAUUAUAUAAUUUUAUCAUUUCUUUUUCCUGAUUCAACAAAAAGUAAAGCUAAAUUAUUUGUACUUUUUUAUUGGAUUAUUAUUGAAACAGUUCCAAUUAUAAUACUUACAAAUAAUGUUACAAAAAUAAUGAAUGAGGUUUGGAUGAAAGCAACUAGUGGAAUUGUUUAUAUUAUUUUGGCUCAAUCAACUGUGUUUGAUAAAAUUCAAAACGAGAAACUGUAUUUAUUAUUUCAGUUGAAUGCAUUUGGUCUUGAACUUUUACAUAAAAAAAUCAGCUUUUCAGCUUAUGGAAUAUUCUCACUUGACAACCAGCUCUUACAAUCGAUUUCUGGAACAGUGGUGACAUACCUAGUUAUCCUCAUUCAAUUCCAAAUGAGUUUAAAAAAAAAUAAAUCAUAAAAAAAGUAUCAAUAGAAAUUGUAAAAUAUUAGUAAAUAAUAUCGAUAGAUUGUAAUGAUAAUUUUUCAAUUGCU